Messenger RNA from Nymphaea colorata (pocket water lily), 1598 nucleotides. RefSeq lists its product as uncharacterized. The record is from RefSeq and is a predicted model, not a curated record. The coding region runs from base 564 to 1400 and encodes 278 amino acids. The transcript is spliced from 3 exons. Lineage: Eukaryota; Viridiplantae; Streptophyta; Magnoliopsida; Nymphaeales; Nymphaeaceae.
UAAUGGAAGCCUGAUCGUACACCAGAUCCUCCUUUGGCCCUUCAUUUCCAUCUUCUUUUCUUUUUCUUUCUUUCUCUCUUUCUCCCCGUCUCUGUUUGGCGUGGCGUCUUCAACUACCCAUUUCUUGGACCAUUCUGAUGGAUUGCUUCACUCAGAUUUUUCCUUUCUUCCUCUGCUCUUAACCCUCGGGUUUCUUCUUGGUUGCUUGUGUACAUAACUACUGAAGUUAUGUACAUAGUCUGCCACCAUCCAACCUUUUCUCAUCUUCUUCCUUCUUUUCUGUUUCGUAUUAUCCCGAUUGAUCAGUUCUGAGAACCACCAACUCUCUAUUUCGAUCGGUUAAUUAUUAGGGAAGAAGGAUUUCCCUAUUACUUGUUUUUCUUGUCUUCUUCUGCAUACCAAUUCUGGAAGCGAUUCAAAUACCAGCCGCUCCCACGAGGAGCGCAUCGACGGCAUUCAGAUCAUCGGCCGUCGGAAGGACGAGAUUGAGGCGGCUGCAUGAAGGAAGACUGCCCUUUGGAGACCAUGCCGACGCGGAACUGGGCAGCAUCGCUCUCUCCCGGAUGGUCGCCAAUUUCAUAGACGGAACCGACCGGCGGAAAGCCAGACCUGUGGCCGUCGACAACGAUUCCGGCGUCUCCCUGAAAAAUCUCAAGGAACUCGUGCGCUGCACUGACGGGCGGGAGAGGAAGCUGCUAGAAGAGACGAGGAGGUUGGUCGGAGGCGAGCCGGAGGGUGGCGGUCAUGGCGAUCAGGAGGUGAGGGCUCGUGUCAGGGAUGGGCUUUGGAGCUUGGGGUUCAACGCGUCGAUCUGUACAUCCAAGUGGGACCAGACGCCCCGCUACCCACCUGGGCAACACGAGUACAUAGACGUCGUCAUCGACGAGGCGUAUCCGCGCACGCCAGCAGCGCCGGAGAACCGAAUCAUCAUCGACGUCGAUUUCAGGUCCGAGUUCGAGGUGGCGCGCUGCACCCGCCACUACGCUGCCAUCCUGCGGAACCUGCCGGAGGUGUUCGUCGGGAGGCAGGACCGGCUGCGCCGGCUGGUCACCGUGGUCUCCGAUGCGGCGGUGAAGUCGUUGAGGAGGGAGGGCAUGCACGUGGCCCCUUGGAGGAGGCCCGAGUACAUGCUCCGCAAAUGGUUCAGCCCCGUCAUCCGGCGCGGCCGCCCCGGCCGUCCCCCUCGUGUCUCCCCGUCCCCCCUCGCUGAGUUCGUUUUCGACCACCAAGUUGGCGAAGAAGAAGCCGAUGAUGACGAGGAAGAAGAGGAAGAUGUCGAAGAAGAAUGGGAAGAAGAGGAGGAAGAAGAAGAAGACGAAGACGAAGAGAGAGCAUGGCGCACCCCGGCUUUUCCUCCUAGAGUUUUCCGUGGAAGGGUCGGCCCUUGGGCUCUCGCCUGACUUCUGAGAUUUUUCUUUUUUUUUGGCUGGUUGCACCAGCUCUUAGCGUGCUGAGAGAGUCUUUCCGUGGGAUUUUACUUUUCCUUUUUUCGUUUCUAUUUGUGUGGUCGCCAUUAAUGAAUAUAAGAAAGAAACCAUACUUGGUUUUUCAUCCACAGAUUGCAGCAGAGCGAAUAUACCGAAGAAGAAAAUAUUUGA